Messenger RNA from Fraxinus pennsylvanica, 369 nucleotides. Lineage: Eukaryota; Viridiplantae; Streptophyta; Magnoliopsida; Lamiales; Oleaceae. The record is from the annotation of a GenBank genome assembly.
AUGAAAUCUAUAAUCACUUUCCUUUUAGCUUUCUUGAUCAUCUCUGCUACUCUUUCCUUUGCAACCCAACCCGAACACACUGGCCCUGGAUCAUCCAAACCAAAAUCCAACAGUAACAAGAAAGGUAGUGGAAAAGAUGGUGGGAUGGGUGAAUUCUUCGGGCCCGGAGGGGGGUUCAAUAUUCCCGGGUUUGGAAGUGGGUGGGGAAAUGGAAUUGGUGGCGGCUAUGGAGCCGGAUAUGGGGGUCCGAAUGGUGGGUACUCUAAAGGUGGUAUCAUAAGAGGUGUCACGUUACGACGGGGAAAGCUGUUGACCAGGCUGCGCAGGUGCUUUGCUGCACAGUUGUGGUCCUCGGAAUUCGCCGUUUGA